Messenger RNA from Aspergillus aculeatus ATCC 16872, 1035 nucleotides. RefSeq names its product zinc-dependent alcohol dehydrogenase family protein. The transcript is spliced from 4 exons. Gene Ontology annotation, molecular function: oxidoreductase activity. NCBI's taxonomy places the organism in Eukaryota, Fungi, Ascomycota, Eurotiomycetes, Eurotiales, Aspergillaceae. The record is from RefSeq and is a predicted model, not a curated record. Bases 1 to 1035 code for a protein of 344 amino acids.
AUGUCGUCUCUUCCUGAGACUUAUCAAGCGUUCCGCCGAACAGAAGGCACUGCACCCUUAACAAUCGAGCAGGUUACAGAAAAGCGCCCGCCCAUUCAGCCGCACGAUGUCCUAGUUCGCAUCCAUGCAGUCUCGCUCAACUACCGCGACAUCGCCAUGCUGGACAACACUUAUCCGCAACCGUGCCUUCCCCGCGGAAUUCCCGCCUCGGAUUGUGCUGCCGAGGUUGUAUCCGUCGGAUCCGCUGUCAGUGGCUUCAAACCAGGAGACCGUGUUACCGCAAUCUGGGAUCUGACCAACGUGACCGGAACCGAGGAGCGGGCCCCAGAGGCUCUUGGUGGGGAUGUUGAUGGUGUGUUGCGACAGUAUGCCGUGUUCAAUGAACAAGUGCUUGUGCACUUGCCUGAGCACCUAUCCUGGGAAGAGGCAUCUUGCAUCACUUGUGCCGGAACCACGGCUUGGAAUGCCCUUGAGUUUCCUAGAAAUAGGGGCACAGCUCUGCUCCAAGGCACCGGUGGUGUGAGCAUGUUCGCGCUUCUGCUCUGUAUUGCAGCCGGCUUGCAGUCCAUCAUCACCUCAUCUUCCGAUGAGAAACUCGACCAGGCUCGGUCGUUGGGCCCCAACGUCAAGACCAUCAAUUACAAGAAGGUGGAAAAGUGGGAAGACGAAGUGCUCCGUCUUACCAAUGGUCGCGGUGCCGAUGUCGCUAUUGAGAAUGUGGGCCCUGCUACCGUGCGCCAGAGUCUUGCCUCUCUUGCCCAGCGGGGUACCUUAUCCCUGGUGGGAUUCCUUGGAGGACUCGAGGCGAAAGAAUUCCCCGAUCUAUAUCUCCCUGUCAUGGUCAAGCGAGUGACUAUGAGGGGUAUCGUUGUGGGUUCCAAGAUUGAUCAACAGGCUUUGUGUGACUUUUUGGCGGAAAAGAAAGUAUCCCUUAAGCCUUUGAUUGACGCUGUCUUUCCUUUUGAUCAAUCCAAGGAGGCUUUUGCUCGCCUCAAGUCUGGAAAGCACCAGGGAAAGAUUGUCAUUGCCCUAUAG